AUGGACCUCCCUUUUUUCAACGACAGCGACUAUGAAGUCUACAUGCGCUCCAGACAUCGACGGCGUCAACGCUCAGCCAGCAUAGCUUCAACCUCAACUAUCCUACCCGAUGUGGCCGACGACGACAACGAAUUCUGUGAAGUAGUCGAGGAAGAUGCGAAUCCGGACAUCCUAUUUGCCUCCGAGGUCAUUGACCUCACCAAGGACGAUUCGGAGAGGCUCGUUCAGCACCACCGCCCAGAUGAGGCUGGGCUGGAUUCUGUGACGACACCCUGUGGCACUACUGUCAAGCCGCAAAACUUUAUUCAAGUGCGAGACCAAUAUCUGGGCGAGCUGAAAAUCAACUUUAUACAAGUCACGGCGAUUAUCCGUGACCGACACGGCAGUGUCUACAUUCGCGGCAUACCGUAUACGAAGCUCCGGCACUUGAAUGGCAAAAUCAGAGAUCGUGUAAACGAAGUUUGCAUGGUGCUUCAUAUGCUGAAGGAGCCGAACAAGAAACCCGAUCCCCCGGUUCUAGUCGACGUUGAGCCAGACCAAGUCAUUCGAUGGCGGACUCUUGUCGUGACAAACGCCAGAUACCCAGCGCAUGCCGUCGGCAUUGACCGAUACGCUCGUUCAUUCCGUUCCCUAGAGCAGCAGAGGAUAGUGGCUGAAAAGUCAGGUCACAUUGUAUGCCGAUGGAGUAUUUCGAUCAUCUACUCUAUCAACUCACGAAAUAGAACCAGACCAGAUGAGGAACUCAUUGAACACCUCCAAAGCGAAGAUAUCCUCAAUCCCGAUCACCGCGUGUCCGACAGCACUAUUUCCGAAGCAUGGCGAGGGCGCCGCAAACGUGGUGGCGCCUGGAACGCGCACCCAGAAUCAUCCACGCCGCUAGGCACGCCAAUUUUGAGACGUCCCGACCAGGCAUACACACUUUUUGACUCUUUUUCUGGGGCUGGCGGCGUAUCCCGCGGCGCGCAGGACGCUAGUUAUAAAGUGCGCUACGCAAUAGACAAGGAGCCGGAAGUUUAG
Messenger RNA from Akanthomyces muscarius, 1017 nucleotides. RefSeq lists its product as uncharacterized. NCBI's taxonomy places the organism in Eukaryota, Fungi, Ascomycota, Sordariomycetes, Hypocreales, Cordycipitaceae. Bases 1 to 1017 code for a protein of 338 amino acids. The record is from RefSeq and is a predicted model, not a curated record. The transcript has a single exon.